GGGGCGGGGCGGCGCCGCCGCUGCGCGCUGUGUGCUGGAAUGCGCGGCGCCUCCAGCCGCGCCGCCGCCGCCGCCAGCAGCAGCAGCAGCAGCAGCAAGAGCCGCCGCCGCCGCCGCCGCCCGGCCCCGCCUCGCGCGCGCCCGGCCCCGCGCGCACCGCCCCGCGCCCCGCAGCAGCCGCGCGGCCGGGCGGCCCCGCGCCGCCGAAUUGCUGCUAUGGCGACUCAGGUGCUGGGGCAGUCCGGUGGGAGCAGCCUAUUUCCUGGCAGUGCUAACAUUGGUAUGGCAUUGUCUAACGACAUGUAUGACUUACAUGACCUUUCUAAAGCUGAGCUGGCAGCUCCUCAGCUUAUUAUGUUGGCAAACGUGGCCUUGACGGGAGAAGUAAAUGGCAACUGCUGUGACUACCUGGUUGGAGAAGAGAGGCAAAUGGCUGAACUGACAACAGUGGGGGACAGCAACUUCUCAGACAGUGAUGGAGAGGGUAUGGAAGAUACCCAAGCUGCGGAGAGUGACCGUGAGGUACCUGAAAACGUGGAAUUAAGCUCUCUUGAGGUUCCUAGUGUGGACACCCAAGAUCCGGUUGCUUGCCCCACUCCUGAGACUCCCAGUGUGGACAAAGAUGUCCCAUUGGAAGCACCAGGUACUCCAGAAAGCGCAGAGGACAAGUGUAAGAGCUUGAAGAGCAAGCCAUUUCGUUGUAAGCCAUGCCAGUAUGAGGCAGAGUCCGAAGAGGAGUUUGUGCAUCAUAUCAGGGUUCACAGCGCUAAGAAAUUCUUUGUGGAAGAAAACGCAGAGAAGCAAGCCCAGGUCAAGGAGUCUGAUUCCUGCAGCACAGAAGAGGUGGAUUUCUCUAAGGGCCCGAUCCGUUGUGAUCGUUGUGGCUAUAACACUAACAGAUACGAUCACUAUCUGGCUCACUUAAAACACCACAACAAAGCAGGAGAAAAUGAGAGAGUCUACAAGUGUACCAUAUGCACUUAUACUACUGUCAGUGAAUAUCACUGGAAAAAACACCUAAGAAAUCAUUUUCCCAGGAAAGUCUAUACUUGCUCACAAUGCUCCUAUUUUUCAGACAGGAAGAACAAUUAUAUUCAACAUAUUCGAACUCACACGGGAGAGCGACCCUAUCAAUGUGCUAUGUGUCCCUACUCCAGCUCUCAGAAGACCCAUUUAACCAGGCACAUGCGCACUCACUCAGGUGAGAAGCCAUUCAAAUGUGAUCAGUGCAGCUAUGUGGCCUCCAACCAGCAUGAAGUAACUCGUCACGCAAGGCAGGUUCACAACGGGCCAAAGCCUCUGACUUGCCCACACUGUGACUACAAAACAGCCGACCGCAGCAACUUCAAAAAGCACGUUGAGCUCCACGUCAAUCCACGCCAGUUCCUCUGUCCUGUUUGUGAUUACGCAGCGUCUAAAAAAUGUAACCUGCAGUAUCACAUCAAAUCCAGGCAUCCCGAUUGUUCUGACAUCACCAUGGACGUUUCAAAAGUGAAGCUACGGACUAAAAAGAGUGAAGCUGACUUUUCCGACAGCAUUAACGACAAAGCAGAGAAGGAACAAACGAAAGGGGAUUCGGCUGCAAAGAAAACUGAGAAAACAGUGAAAGUGGAGAAAAAAGAGAAUUUGUCAAAGGAAAAGAAGCCAACGAGCAAUGUUUGUGCAGGCCAGGUAACAACCAGGAGUCGGAAAUCGGCUUCAGAAAACAAGGAGGUGGAUAUUAAAACUGAGAAAAAUAUUGAGAAACUGUGUAAAACAAAGAAGACCAAAAGAAAGGCAGAGGCUGAAGUAACUUCCUCAAAGGAAGAGCCUGCAAAUGACACCCCAGCAGUAACAAAAAAGAAAAAGAAAGUGGAAACUAAACCCAGAGAUUGCCAGGAAGCUCAAAAGACUGACGUUGUACCAGAGGAGGAGCCUAAAAAGCAAAAUUCUUGCCUUAAGAAAAACAGAAAAAAGAAAGCUUUGAAAAAUAAGCACAGUAAGAAAAACAGUAAAUUUGAUCAGGAGAAGAUCGAGGAAGAGGAGAACCCAGGGGAGUGUCCCCUCACAGAAGAGGAUGAACGCAGGAAGCCUGACAGUCAGGGCAGUAACCAGGAGAAGGAGCAAGACCCUGCUGACAGGGCAGCACUGGACAACAUCGGUGGUCAUGCUCCUAGCGGGGAGAGCUCCGAUCCCAACGGAGGCCGUAUGCAGGACCCGGCACAGCUUUGCUUGCCACGUCGAGAUGCAAACAUGGAGGCCGAGGAAAAAGACCAAGAAAUACCUGCUGCAACAGAAGAGAACAAAGACGCUAUUAGUGAAAAAGAGGAGGAGAGAGAGGCAGAAAAAGGGCAAGACACGUGCUCUGAGGAAACUCCCGAUGCAGUGUCUUCUGAACAAAGCUUGGAUUUGCCCAUGGAUGUGUUACCAAAUCUGGCACCUGAGAUGGAGCUGGAGGAAACCUGCGGGGCAGAAACUGUGAGUAACCCAGACCCGGUGGACCUCACUAAGACGCACCUGCCAGCGAUGGAGCCGAUGGGAGAUGCCGUGCCAGCAGCUGUGCCCCCAGAAGGGUGUAUGCAGAGCCAUAAAGCAGCUCUGGACUUGCCAUCUCCAGAUAACACAGCAGUGAACGAAUCUCAGGAAAUGGAUGAGGACGAGGGUAUCCACAGCCAUGAGGGCAGCGACAUAAGUGACAACAUAUCAGAAGGAAGUGACGAUUCAGGGUUAAACGGUGCUCGCUCCGUUCAAGAGGAAACGAGUCCAAAGGCGUCGCAGGUAGCUGGAGGUGCCGCAGCGGCCAGGGAGAACUAUGUGUGCAUUUUUUGUGACCGCUCGUUUAAAAAGGAAGGUGAAUACAGCAAGCACCUCAAUCGUCAUUUAGUCAAUGUGUAUUAUCUGGAGAAGGCGACAAAGGGGCAGGAGUAGAAAUAGCUGUGGUUUGGGGGCACAUUUAUCUUCUUUUGUAAGAUCUUAUACAGCUUAUGUACAGAUACUGUAGAUUUUUUUUUUAAGCACGGUUUGCUUUAAUUUGCUUUUUUUUUUUUUUGAGUUGAAAAUAUUUUUGCCAACUUUUUGUGUAAUGGUGAACUCAGCUAUUGGAUCUCUUUAUUAGAGAAGGCAGGUAGGGUAUAUGAGGCUGUGUCCUGUGAAAUCAGUGUAAGCUUCUAGUCUAUUAGCUUAUGCAAUUACUUUAUAAAUUGAGCUUUAGGAACCAGACUGUAGCUACCCAUACACAAGUGAGGCAUUUAUAGUACCAUUGGCAUUAGUUGCUUUUUGUUCUAGCAGCCAAUUCUUUCUCUCUUUCUUUUUCUCUUUUUAGUUGUUAAUAUGUCUUGGUGUUAGAGGUGUUAAACUACUCAAUGGUUUUUCUACCAGGAAGAUAGCUUCUAUUACACAAAAGAGCACUUUGUAAAACAAAUCAAAGUUGGCUAGCAAUGAACAUAACUGUUUAAGAUAAUUAUAAUUGUGAACGUACAUUUCAGAUCCCCUAAGCAUGAAUGGUGAGCCAAAAUCUGGGAGCAGUCCUUCCAACUUUUGAUUGGAGAACCUCUAUCUUGAUUAAUAUCUUAAUAACCAUGAUGUGUAAUUGGCUUUGUUGUGGGGGAGCAAGUUUGUUAUUUUCUACUUUUUUUUUUUUGAUUGUGCUUUAAGAGCUUAAAAUAUUGCACAUUAUGUUUUUGAUUUUUACCUAUGCAGUUUAAUCCUUUAGGAAUAGCGCUUGUGCAGUACAUGUACACUUUAUAUAUGCAUGUUUGGUUUUGUUUGUGUAAGCUUUUAUUUUUAUUUUGAAACAUUCAGAUUCGUUGCUUACCAUGGGCCAGUUUUCUGUGAUACUCUUUACUACAGGUUUUCUUGUUUUCAUGGGGUAUUAUUAGCUGUGCAUGAAAUUGCUGAAAUUAUGAACUGUUUGGUUAUGUAUUUUUGACUAGCUUUAAAAUUGUAUAGUUCUUGGGUAAAAGGAUACCAAUGCAAGUUCAAAACACUAUUUUGAAUUGUAGUCGUGACAUUUUCAUAGGUUUUAUGCCAUGGAAAUGCCACUUGUGAUAUUUUUAAUAUGUAUACAGACUUUUAAUUAUAAUUUAUAAUUUGGGAUCAUCAGAAAGCAAAAUACUCACUCUCAGUGGAAAUGGUAUGCAGAUUCUGCAAGUCUAGAUGAUUUCUUUCCCCUUUUCAUUUCAGUGGUGGACAGCAGUCAAACUUCAUGAGCUUAAAAAAAAAUAGUAGCACUGAUGUAAGUAUGGUUCAUCAAUAUCUAACAUCUCACGCACCCAAAAAAAAAAAAAAAAAAAAGAUAAACCAACUGGUAAGCAACAAACCUGGCAUUAAGAACUGUAGGAAUUCCUGCUCCUUAUUCAUUCAAGUUGCAGUUGGUAGGAUCAUCUUGCUUCCCUGCAGACAGAGAAACACAUAACUAGUCAGACUGUGACUUCAGGUCUACAUGCAAGAAACAUCCUACCAGGAGUUUCUAAUUCUGACCAGAUUUCUCUUCUGGCAUACGGAAACAUAAGAGGGUUUGCAUGCCUUCUGCUUGUAGGCCAGCCAGUGGUAGAACACAAUCAAAAUCCAAACCAGCAGGGAGAAAGCAAACCCCUCCAGUCCCACCAGUGCUGCAGAAGACUUUCUUUAGGUCCUUUCCAGUUGGAUCAGUGGGGGCAGCUUCUCCUGUUGUCAGCUCCAAAGAAGCAAAUUUGGAGGCAGGUAUCUUCUGGAGAUCUUACGGAGUUGAGGAACUCGGUCAGUAUUUGCCAAAGCACUUGAUGGCAAGUACUCGCAAAGUAAGCAAGCUCUGGAAUAAACUCCGUUCUUCUCUGCCUGACCCCGCACGAUCCUUCCCUCCAAACAGACCCUCUGCCUUGAAUGAAUAGAGAACAAUAAUACUACAUUGCUUCUGCUUUUGGGAGAGAUUGGUAAUAGGAGGCCAAAGAUUCGAGAGGGAGGAUGUCCCUCAUGGCAGAAAUAAACUGUAUAAUGUAUAGUGAGUUUUUGUUUGCUUAGAUAGUGUUCAGUCCUUACCUUGGCUGCGACAAUCAUUGUCAACUGAAGAUCAAGUUGCAACUAUAUUUAUGUUGAACGUUAAGAAAAUAAAUCUAGUUAAAUUGUUUUUCUAAACAACCAGUUGUAAUAGUUAUAGAUGUAUUUUUUUUUCUUGAUAAUAAGUGUGUUUCCUUUAUAUACAAGCGUUGCCACUCUUUGUGAGCGAUGAGAGCAGAUGCUGGGAAUUCCGGUAUUGUGUAGAGGUUUUAUAGCUCCCUUCAUAUCCUUGCAAAGAGCCUUUUACCAUCUUGCGAGAGACUUCAAGGACUUUAGCUAUAUUCAGAUAAACUUGUGGACUGGCCUGGCUAUUUUUGUUUGUUUGUUUUUAAAUGGAAGUACGGUGUUGAUUGAUUGACUUUAAAGCUCUCUCUGCGAGAUUAAAAACAAAGGUAUGGUUCUCUGAGAUACGCUGCUGUGCAUUUCUGUGAAGUGGUCAAGGCCUUAAUGCUUGAUCUGACAAGAACUCCUUGAGGAGGACAGUGCUUCUGUUCAGCAGUGUUUCUUACCACAAGGUUAGAAGCUGAAAAUAAAUUACUGAAAUAUUAAGAAGAAGAAAAGUCGAUCUUUUCAAUUUGAAACCCCACCAGCAACGUCCUGAAAUACCCAGUACUGGUGCCUAACUGUGUUGGAAUUCUCCGUUUUGCUUUUUAAAAGAACUAAAGACCAAGAUUUGGGAGUAUGUUAAGGUAAGGCAGCAAAUAUGUCAUGUGUCCCUAACAAACAAUGUUAGACAUUGCUAAUACUGAAUAUCUGACCUAGGAUUUACAGGUUAGGUAACCCACCAUGGAUGGUGAUUCCUUUAAACAGUGAUUCCCCCCACCCCCCCAAAUAUUUUUAAAUUAUUUCGUGUAGGUUUUGCCAUUACUAGCCUUUUCCCUGUUUCUUGGCAGCAACACCCGUACCAGCGUUCGAUCUCGAGUAUGUGGUUGGAAGGAUUAGCACAGCGAUACCCCCACACUGCCAGUCCUCUGGUGAGCAAGGUGGUGUUUCAGGCUUUUGCCUGUAUGGAUCUAUACACUCAAAGUAUCUGCCCUGAGAAAUGAUCUAGAUAUGGGUAGCUAGGCAUUUGUAAUUCAUUGUAUCGUAAUUGCUAUUUCUGGAUUUUGAUUAUCUAGGCUGGAAUUUUAGGCAUUUAAAAAGGAAUAUUUAACAACUGACAGGCCAGUUAGGAUCUUGUGAUGUCAUUGAUUUCAACAGAUUUAAUGUAGCUUAAAAGUAUUAACCAAAUUCAAGAGCCUUCUUGAAUGGUGGUUGUGUAGAUAUGUGACUUGCAUACAAUAUUAACAGAAUCCAAAUAGCUAAUGGAAUUGUUUUAUGUAUAUAUAUAUUUUCCUCUAAAAUUACACUAGCUAACAAACCUUUGUAAGCUGGCAUGGAAACAUGUUUAUGAUGUUUGGUUGCACCAUGUUUGAUGCUUUUACAGUGCAAUACUUGUAUUCUCUGAAUUAAACCAAAGGUAAUUUUUUUUUCAUGCUCUUUCUCUACUGUAGUGCAUGACAGUCUUUUCUACAUUUGUAAUAGAUGUAAAACAAGCCAGAACAUACAUCCUGUUUUUACCUAAAACAUGUAUAAGUCUUUUGUCCAAAAUGUAGUGUAAAGUUAAACUAAAUUGCAUUAUAUUAACCCUUACAAGUGUAUUUUCCUAAGCAUAGUUAUGAUUAAAUAAACUUUAUUAAGGAA
This is a messenger RNA of Dromaius novaehollandiae (emu), 6696 nucleotides long. It is a transcript of the gene REST, whose product is annotated as RE1 silencing transcription factor. Lineage: Eukaryota; Metazoa; Chordata; Aves; Casuariiformes; Dromaiidae. The transcript is spliced from 4 exons. Gene Ontology annotation, cellular component: nucleus. Bases 40 to 2907 code for a protein of 955 amino acids. Gene Ontology annotation, biological process: positive regulation of transcription by RNA polymerase II. The record is from RefSeq and is a predicted model, not a curated record.